GAAGGCUUUAGACAAGCACUGCCAUCCUGAGCUGGGAACUUGUUUAUCUGUGGAGAGGGCGGCCCCAGCAUCGAGGGCCGAGCAAAUAUUUGCAGUUACGGAUUAACUCAGUUCCAGACUGUCAUGGCGGCAGGAGGGCAAACUUGCAGUCCCACGGCCCACCCCAGUGUCAGCAACUCCAGAAUGUGGCAGCUCGCAAGCCUCUUUCUGUUUGUGACCUUCUGGGGGAUUUCCAGCACACCAGCUACUCUGGACUCAGUGUUCUCCAGCAGCCAGCACGCCCACCAGGUGCUGCGGCUCCGCAAACGUGCCAACACCUUCCUGGAGGAGCUCCGGGCCAGCAGCCUGGAGCGGGAGUGCAGAGAGGAGAUCUGUGACUUCGAGGAGGCCCAGGAGAUUUUCCAGAAUGUGGAUGACACACUGGCCUUCUGGUCCAAGUACCUCGACGAGGACCAGUGCGCGUCCCCGCCCCCCGAGCACCCCUGCGACAGCACGUGCUGCGGGCACGGCAAGUGCAUCGAUGGCAUUGGCUCCUUCCACUGCGACUGCGCCGGCGGCUGGGAGGGCCGCUUCUGCCUGCACGAGGUGCGCUUCGCCAACUGCUCGGUGGACAACGGCGGCUGCGCGCACUACUGCCUGGAGGAGGAGGGCUGGCGCCAGUGCAGCUGCGCGCCGGGCUACCGGCUGGCGGACGACCAUGAGCAGUGCGUGCCCACAGCCUUGCAGGUCACGCUUUGCGGGGAUGGUGCCUGGAGGCGCAGGUCACAGUCUCUGGUUCCCUGUGUGCAGAGUAUACCUGUGGUCAUCUGCAGGGUGAAGUUCCCCUGUGGGAGGCUGGGGAAGCGGAUGGACAAGCAGCGCAAGAACCUGAAGCGCGACACAAGCCAAGCCGACCACAUAGACCCACGGCUCGUCAAUGGGAAGAUGUCGCCGCGGGGGGAGAGCCCCUGGCAGGUGAUCCUGCUGGACUCAAAGAAGAAGCUGGCCUGCGGGGCGGUGCUCAUCCACACCUCCUGGGUGCUGACAGCGGCCCACUGCAUGGAGGACUCCAAGAAGCUCACUGUCAGGCUCGGGGAGUACGACCUGCGGCGCUGGGAGAACUGGGAGGUGGACGUGGACAUCAGGGAGGUCCUCAUGCACCCCAAUUACACCCGGAGCACCACUGACAAUGACAUCGCCCUGCUGCGCCUGGCGCGGCCUGCCACCCUCUCCCAGACCAUCGUGCCCAUCUGCCUCCCGGACAGCGGCCUUUCUGAGCGCCAGCUCACGCAGGUUGGCCAGGAGACGGUGGUGACGGGCUGGGGCUAUCGCAGCGAGACCAAGAGGAACCGUACCUUUGUCCUCAACUUCAUCAAGAUCCCUGUGGCCCCGCAAGACGAGUGUGCCCAGAUCAUGCACAACAUGGUCUCAGAGAACAUGCUGUGCGCCGGAAUCCUUGGGGACUCACGGGACGCCUGUGAGGGGGACAGUGGGGGGCCCAUGGUGGCCUCCUUCCACGGUACCUGGUUCCUGGUGGGCCUGGUGAGCUGGGGAGAAGGCUGUGGGCGCCUCCACAACUACGGUGUCUACACCAAGGUCAGCCGCUACCUCGACUGGAUCCACAGCCACAUCAGAGCUGAGGAGGCUGCCCCCAAGGGCCAGGUGCCGUAGUGCCACCCGCUGGUCUGCCUGGAGGCCACCCCUGGAGUGGGCCAGGUGGUGGGAUGGUGAUGUGGGGGACAUUAAAGGGACAUGCCAGCA
Molecule: messenger RNA, 1740 nt
Organism: Manis javanica (Malayan pangolin)
Lineage: Eukaryota; Metazoa; Chordata; Mammalia; Pholidota; Manidae
Gene: PROC
Product: protein C, inactivator of coagulation factors Va and VIIIa
Biological process (GO): blood coagulation; proteolysis; negative regulation of blood coagulation
Cellular component (GO): extracellular region
Molecular function (GO): calcium ion binding; serine-type endopeptidase activity
Source: RefSeq, a predicted model, not a curated record